AUGGCUCCCGCUGAGAAGGGUUUCAGCUGGUCUAACAUCGCCGUCGGCGCGACCAUGAACCUCUUCGAGGUCACCACCCUCGGCCAGCCCCUCGAGGUCCUCAAGACCCAGAUGGCCGCCAACCGAUCCCAGUCCAUGGCCCAGGCCUUCCGCACCGUUUGGUCUCGUGGUGGCUUCUUUGGCUUCUACCAGGGCCUCAUCCCUUGGGCUUGGAUUGAGGGAUCCACCAAGGGCGCUGUGCUCAUGUUCACCUCGUCCGAGAUCGAGAAGGUCUCCAUCCGUGACCUCGGCGUCUCGCCCGCCGCUGCCGGUAUGCUCGGUGGUAUUGGUGGUGGUAUUGCGCAGGCGUACGCCACCAUGGGUUUCUGCACCUGCAUGAAGACUGUUGAGAUCACGCGUCACAAGCAGGUCGAGGCCGGCGGCAAGCCCGAGUCGACCUUCAAGGUCUUCGCCGACAUCUACAAGCGCGAGGGUAUCAAGGGCAUCAACAAGGGUGUCAACGCUGUCGCCGUCCGCCAGGCCACCAACUGGGGUUCCCGCUUCGGUUUUGCCCGUCUCGGUGAGACCAUGAUCCGCAAGGCCAAGGGCAUUAGCGACGACAAGAAGCUCGGCGCCAUGGACAAGAUCUUCUCGGCGACCAUUGGUGGUGCUCUCUCCACUUGGAACCAGCCCAUCGAGGUCGUCCGUGUCGAGAUGCAGUCCGCCAUCAAGGACCCCAACCGCACCGGCAAGAAGACCAUUGCCAACACCCUCAAGUACAUCUACGAGACCAACGGCAUCAAGGGCCUCUAUCGCGGCGUUACUCCUCGCAUCGGCCUCGGCAUCUGGCAGUCUGUGUGCAUGAUCUCGUUCGGGGACGCCGUUAAAGCAUACAUUGCCUCCGGUGGCAGGAAGCCCUAA
Messenger RNA from Trichosporon asahii var. asahii CBS 2479, 900 nucleotides. Its product is annotated as tricarboxylate carrier. Gene Ontology annotation, cellular component: mitochondrion. The transcript has 4 exons. The coding region runs from base 1 to 900 and encodes 299 amino acids. NCBI's taxonomy places the organism in Eukaryota, Fungi, Basidiomycota, Tremellomycetes, Trichosporonales, Trichosporonaceae. Gene Ontology annotation, molecular function: tricarboxylate secondary active transmembrane transporter activity. Gene Ontology annotation, biological process: alpha-ketoglutarate transport; mitochondrial citrate transmembrane transport. The record is from RefSeq and is a predicted model, not a curated record.